Molecule: messenger RNA, 3312 nt
Organism: Dimorphilus gyrociliatus
Lineage: Eukaryota; Metazoa; Annelida; Polychaeta; Dinophilidae
Source: the annotation of a GenBank genome assembly
AAGCAUUCUAUACGCAUUGUUCGUGGAUCGAAGACCGCCGCAGAAGUUCUGCUCUUGGACGUCUUCUAGCCCCACGACGCCCUUUUAUCUUUUCUUGCGGCGGUAAGAUUACUAUUUAGUUACAUUUGGAUUUUUAAGAAUUUUCUGUGGAUAUUAGGCGAGUUUUUUUGAUUUUGCGUAAGUUAGUCAUGCGUCACGUUGUACAGUUCGAAUACAGAAAAUGAGAGUUUAAGGGAAACACAAAGUGAAGCAAUUUGACUGUCGUUAUAAACUCUUUCUUUUAUUACUAGCGUUUUUUGUCUGAAUGAUUAGUUUUAACAUAUUUUAAUGGUUUAGACGAAAAAGAAAAGAACAUGAGCAGCGUCACUCAAUCAUCGGCGGACGAUAACGGUCAAACUGCGCCAUCUGUCGCAUCACCUCCGCCCAACCCGACUACCGCCGCCGCCGUUGCCGCUGCCGCCGCUGCUAUUAAUGACAAAGGAUUGAAAAUGAAGAUUAAACGGCCUAACAAAAGCGGAAGACAUGAAAUUGUUAAACAAGAGGCUAAAAAUUUGGAAAAGAAACGCGUUCACUCUCAAAUCAAUCACUCUGUUAAAAAAACAAAUGUUGGAGGUCAAACAUCGUCAAAAGAUCGUAAACCUAAUACCAGCGAAUAUGGCACACCUGCUCCAUCAACUCCUUCAAAAAGGGAACAUGACCCUUAUGACUUUUGUAAUGAUGAUAGUAGACCAUCAGCAGCAACAUCUUCUACAGUUCCUGUGAAGAAAUUAAAAUCGGAUGCCUUAAAGGUAGGCCUUAAUUUUAUGUUUUUCGAAAAAAUAACGUCAGCCACACAAUCGUUUAUAUGCUGCUUUUCAAAUAAUUCUAUCUCUGUGAGUACACGAACGGAUAAGAUAAUGACGUUCUUGGCUGUGAGCCAAUGUUCCGUUGAAGAUAAGAACGCCACCUACGUUAUCGUGUCUUAACACGCCGCUUUAUUUAUAUUAUAUAUUGUAUUUUUACCCGAACAGUCGAAUGACGGCAUGGUUGACACAGCGACUGAAACCUGUUCAAUCGGUGUCGUUACCGAUCCUGAAUGCCUGGGACCUUGUGAACCAGGAACUUCAGUCACGCUUGAAGGGAUAGUUUGGCAUGAAACAGAAAAUGGAGUACUAGUCGUAAAUAUAACUUGGCGUGGUAAAACAUACGUGGGAACACUUUUAGAUUCGACAAAAAAUACAUGGGCCCCGCCUAGACUUGGCGACGACUCGCCUACUAGCGAAUUAGAUUCGCGAACGCCGAAAGGUCGCGGUAAGAGGGGAAGGGCAGCUGCUAGUCAAGAUACAGGUGAAAGAAAACUGCGAAAAACAAGGGGUCGACAACAGGCGGCUGCUGCAGCAGCCGCUGCUGCGUCCAUUCAACAACAAAAUUGUAUAAACACAGCACCUGCUAGUCCUGCGAAAACUGGUGAAAAGAGAAAAGCUAACCGUCCAACUGAAUUGGAUCUUGAGGUUAAAAAAUCCAAACCAAAUUCAAGAUCUAGUACGCCAAUUGGUCUAAGGGGUGAUGAUGACUAUAUUGAGUGCCCCGAACCAAAUUGUAACAAAAAGUACAAACAUCUCAAUGGCCUGAAGUAUCACCAAACUCAUGCUCACGGAGAAACGGCUAUGUCGGAUUUAUCGCCCACUCUUCCACCAGCAAAGUGCCCGGAUACACCAGUUAAACAUGAAGAAGACGAGUGUUUAAAAAGUCCAAAAGCUGAAAAUACAAAUGACGAAAACAGAAAAAAACUUGUCAAGUGCGAUAGGAGUAGUAAAGGAAAUAAGCGCUCAACACCAACAACACCAAAAACUAAAACUGAACCUUCUUCCUCAACGUCUAUAAAAGACAAAAAGCCGAAAAAGAAAAAAAGUAAGGAUAAAGAGCGAACAAAAGAAUCUAGCCAGUCUUCAUCACAGAAAUCAGAAGAAAAUUCCGUGAAAAAAUUAGAAGUAGCUAAGCCUAUGGCAGCUCCAGCUGCUCCUAUGGAAUCGACGGCAACGAAAUCAAAUAAGGAAGACCAACGUCCAGCCCAAUCUCCUGCCUAUAGUGAUAUUUCAGAUGCUGCCAAUGAAACGGCUUCAAAUACUCCUGAAGCACGAGUUAAAAACAGCUUGAAUGACACAAGUACCGGUUCAAAUACAAACUGUUCCACAGCUUCUGCAUCAUCUUCAGCUGUUGCCUCAUCGUCAUAUUCUCAUUUAUAUCCAUCACCUUUUAUGGGAGUACCUAUGCAUGCAACUAGUCCAGGCGGUAGAGAAGAAGAGAAAGAAGAACGACGUCAGAAAGAAAGUCCAAUUGAAGCUGCAAAAGCAGACGAUGACGCCCACCAUCGACAACAUUUUCUUAUGCAACAACAGCAGCAAAUGCUGGCAGCUCAGCACGUAGCCCAGUUUGGUGCAGCAGCCUACGGACAAUAUCCACCAUAUAUAUUUGCCGCUCCUUCAUUUCGUCAUCCCCAGAUUGAAGAGGAUAAAAAUAAACCUAUUGAUCUUAAGAAGCCGUCCGCCUCUUCACCUGCUUCUUCUCCUAAAUCAUCAUCUACACCCAAAAGGCCUCCUCAAUGUUCUUCCGCCUCUAGCACCACUUCUAAUGGUUCUUUGAUUCAAGCACAACAAAAUGCAGUAGAUGAUAGACGAGAUGGAAAUAAAUCUCAUUUAGCAGCCGCUGAAGUUAGCAAUGGAGCAGCAGCUCGUCUCAUGGCGGAAAGAGAUCGAGCGCACGCUCUUAGGCAAGUGAGUGACAUGCAGAGAAUAGCAAUGUAUCAUCAUCCCCCGAGUACGAGAGCCAGCACUCCACCAGACAGAUAUUCUCCUCGAAUGGAUAUACCGAAAAACCUUCCAACAGGAGUUUUGUCACCUUACGCUCUUCCUAGUUCACAAAAUAUGCUUCUCUAUUUACAACAUCAACAGCAACAACAUCAUCAUCAUAGGACAGCACUCAUGCAACAGCAUUUAGCCACAAGCCGUGAAUCGGCUGAAUUAUCAGCGCCACCCGGAGGUCAUAAAAUAAACGAAUUGAAGGAAGCCGCUCGAGCGCAUCCGUCCGUCUCGACAAAGUGAAAGGACCGCGUUUAAUUAACUGUGAAACUUUCUCUUUUCGCUACUUACAUACUAUUCUAGUAUAAGUAUAAUCGUGUUGUGCUGAAUGUUUUAUUUUUGUUAUAUUUGUAGAAUCGUUACAUAAAAUAAUUCUCCUAAGAACUACUCUUCUUCCCUGCAAUAAAUAAUUUGAAUAGCGCCUAAUUAAAACUUAUUCUCCUGAGAGUUAACAGAGAGCAAUCUCUAUACCUAG